Drosophila sechellia is the source of this 2851-nucleotide messenger RNA. RefSeq lists its product as uncharacterized. The coding region runs from base 1359 to 1964 and encodes 201 amino acids. The transcript has 2 exons. The record is from RefSeq and is a predicted model, not a curated record. NCBI's taxonomy places the organism in Eukaryota, Metazoa, Arthropoda, Insecta, Diptera, Drosophilidae.
UAAAUAAGAGGGUUUAUAGUACCCCUAUAAACAUUCUAUCGAUUUCUCCAUAAGUAAAUUUUUCUACGGCCGGUGAAACUGGAUAAAAUCGCUGUUUGAUCGGUGUAGAUGUUCCCAUGUUCCCGCGAUAGAUAUUAUUAAAAAAAAUUAGAUAAAAUUUAAAAAUUGUUCAAAAGGAUGGGAGUGAUCGGUUCGGCGGCUUUAGGGCGGUAGAGUGGGAGUGGCAAGAAGUUUUUUGCAAAUCGAUAGAAAUUUAAGCGACUAAUAAAAUUCUAAGAAAUGUCCAACAAUAUUUUAAUAAUGUGGGCGUGGCAGUUUUAGGGCUUUACAGUGGGCGUGGCAAACUUGUUGUUCUUGCAAAUCGAUAGAAAUUUACAAGACUUAUAAUUACAAAAAUACAUCCUAAGACAACAAAAUUGAAGAAGUAAUUAAAUGAAGAGGGUAUAGAAGAUAAGAAGAAGACGAAUUACAAAUAGGUCGCAGUAUGUUAAAUCGUUUGUCAUCAUGCUUUUGUCCAGUUGGCAUGAUUCUUGAGAAAAUUUGGAAGUCGAAGAAGAAACACAAGACGAGUAUAAAAUAGAAAACAAUUUGACUAUUUUUUGAAAAAGUUCGGACUUAAAAGGCAACUGACGGCUACUCACACGCCGCAGAAAAAUGGUAUUGCUGAGCGAGCAAAUCGCACAUUAAUAGAAAUGGCAAAAAGACUCCUAAUUCACGCAAAUUUACUGGAAUUUCUGUGUGCUGAAGCUGCGCAAACCGCUUAUUUGCGUAAUAGAUUUCCAACUAAAGAUCUCAAUGGAGGGACUCCCUUUGAGUUAUGGAAUGGGCGAAGGCCAUCUGUAAAGCAUCUUUUCACCUUUGGAUCACGUGUUUUUGCACUGUAUAAACCAAAGAAGAGGCAGUUUCAGGCAAAAGGAAUCGAGUAUGUGUUUGAUGGAUAUUCACACGAGAAAAAAAGUAUCGUCUCUACGAUCCCGAAAAACGGUCAAUAAUGGUACGUCAUGACGUAAAACUUUUAGAUGGUGAGUUUAAGUCAGCUGCACAGAACUCAAUAAUUGAUUUAGCGACAUAAUAAUUGAUUUAUAUGCAAAAGGCCAUCUAUGGCUUAAAACAAUAUGGAGUAUCCUGGAAUAAUGCACUGGAUGAGGUUUUAAAAGGUCUAGAUAUCAAAAGAUGUGCCUUUACGUACAUCUCACAGAGCAGAAGGACAUUGCUGUUUACGUAGACGACUUAAUUAUCAUUUAUCCUACCGAGAGAGACAUAAAAAGAAAAAUUGCUGAAAAGUUCAAGACACAUGAUAGCGGACCCUAAAAUAUUGAAUUGAAGUUAAGCGAGCUGGUGAACGAAGACAUGUAACAAUGUCCUUAUUAGCCAACUAUGGGAUGCAGAACUGUCGAUCUGCGCCCACGCUAGUUGCGCCAAGAUCGAUAACGUUACCAAAGGGGGAAAUCGCCCUGGAGGAGAUAAGCACUGCAAGAGAUCUUAGUCAUCAGCUUUGGGACCAAGGUUGGAGCAACAGUCUUUCGCUUGGACUUGGCCCCACAACCAGUGAAGUGUUAAACGCCUUUUCAGUGGCUAAGCUGGCCUCUGCUAAUGUUUUUAUUGCGCAGAAACAACUAGAGACUGCAAAGGAAAAUGUGUUAAAUCAACAAAGAAUAGCCACUGAAAAGCAAACACAAGCUUUAAUAUUGAAACAAAAGUCUCAAGCAGCGUCUGCUAUAUACCACUCUGAGGCUAUUGAACGACGUCUUGCAGCAUCCAAGUCAGCGGUGGCACGUGCAGCUGCUAAUUUUGCUGCGGCUGAAAUUAAAAAAACUAAAAAUGAAGCUGCCAAGCUUGGCCACAUUACUCGAAAUGGUCAGCACGUUUUAUCCUUAUCGCCAGAAAGAAAUCAUUUAUCUAUAUCGUAUCUACAACCGGUUCACUUCAGUUCAUGGCUUAAUGGUCAGAGUCAUUUUCCUUAAAAGCUAUAAAAUAAACAAAACAUAUAUUGAAAUAAUCAAUAUAUCUCAUUUAGUUAUUUAAUGUAAAAGAUAUUCAUCCAUCAUCCAUAUAAAUCCAUCGGCAACUGACGCGUAUAUACCUUUGCAGUAAAUAUAUAAAAACAAUGAGAUUAACAAAUAACAUUAUUAUACAACAUUAUUCUAUGAUGGGUCUAGUCACAAGGUCCAAAGUUCAGCUAAGUACCCUUGCUCUCUUGAAAGCAAGCAGACACUAUCUGCUCUUCUGUUGUCUUGCUAUAUUCCCUCCGUCUCACCAUCGCUCUCAAAAUUCUCUCUUCAAUUGCACAAAACUCUCUGUUAAGCUAAUAUGCUUUUUUUAUUGGCAAUUUUAAGCAAUGAAAAGACGAGGGUUAUGUACCGAUUUUUAACGAUAUGUUUUAUUGGGUUUACGAUUUGGAAAAUGGCAAGGCAUACAAUAAUAUUAAAAGAUAUUGAAAGAUCCCUUUCAUUAAAUUUUGCCCGAGAUUUUUUUGGGUUGUUUGGGGCGGUAGAGUGGGCGUAGCUACAUCAGGAAAUAAACUAAUAAAUAAAUAAAGAAUUAUUUUUACAAAAAAAGUUUCAAAUCACUCUGAUAUUCUAUAGGAAUGCUAGAGUCGACUUCUCCGACUUUCUGUUAGUCAGCGAACGCCGAUAUUAUCUAUUGGCGAAAAAAAUGAGAAACAAAUUUAAAAGUGUGGGCAUAGUAGUUCUGGGAGGUUUGUAGGCGUAAGAGUGGGCGUACAAAAAGUAUUUUUUGGAAAUCGAUAUAAAUUUACAAGACUAAUAAAAAUGAGACAAAAUAAAAAAAUAACACAUUUUAGAAUGGGCGAAAUGGGCCAAUAAACCCUGCUGGUUGCAGGGUGUAUUUA